Messenger RNA from Cynocephalus volans (Philippine flying lemur), 400 nucleotides. Its product is annotated as glutaredoxin-1-like. NCBI's taxonomy places the organism in Eukaryota, Metazoa, Chordata, Mammalia, Dermoptera, Cynocephalidae. Gene Ontology annotation, cellular component: mitochondrion. Gene Ontology annotation, molecular function: glutathione disulfide oxidoreductase activity. The record is from RefSeq and is a predicted model, not a curated record. The coding region runs from base 53 to 373 and encodes 106 amino acids. The transcript has a single exon.
GAGCAGCUCCUGCAAUUGCGGAUUCCUCUCGGGGAGACUGCAGCCUGUCAGCAUGGCUCACGAGUUUGUGAACAGCAAAAUCCAUCAGGGGAAGGUGGUCGUGUUCAUCAAGCCCACCUGCCCCUACUGUAAAAAGAUCCAAGAGAUCCUCAGUCAGUUGCCCUUCAAACAAGGGGUUCUGGAAUUUGUCAAUAUCACAGCCACCGACGACGUAAAUGAGAUUCAAGAUUAUUUGCUACAGCUCACAGGAGCAAGAACGGUGCCUCGAGUCUUUAUUGGCAAAAAUUGCAUAGGUGGGUGCAGUGAUCUAAUAACUAUGCAACAGAGUGGGGAACUGGUGACGCGUCUAAAGCAGAUUGGAGCUCUGCAGUAAUCACAGAGUUGGCCCCACGCUGAUGUC